AUGAGUCGCUCAAACUGGCCCUUGAAUUUCACUUAUGUGGAAGUUCAUGUUGAAGUAGCACUUAGGAAUCAAGUAUUUUUCAUCGAUAAUUCAAUAGGCUUUGAUUUUGGAAUUAGAAAGCCAUUGGUUGAUUUAUGCCCCUCGAAUUCAAAUACUUUGAAAACUACAACCUAUCGCACGUUAAAAAGUGCAUCCACGUCGUCUUUUCUCCCAAGUUCAACUCGUAAAGGAAGUUUAGGAUCAAAUGCCACGAGAACGCCAGGAAGCAACACUUCCACGGAAUCUUGCGUAAUACUUGCAGUAACAUCCGGACGUGGCGAAGCAAGAGGAGAAAUCGGAAUAGCUGCAAUAGAUAUUCAUCAUUCACAUUUAAUUCUUUGUCAAAUGAGCGAUUAUCAGACAUAUAUUAAUACCUUAACAAAAAUUUAUAUAUUUAAUCCAGUGGAAAUUCUCAUGCCCGACACUAUGUGCAAUGAAAGAAGAAACAGGAAUAAACUGUAUUGUUCUAUUAAAGACAAGUUUCCUAAUCUAUGCAUCACUCCGGUAUCAAGAAUUCAUUUUAAUGAAUUUAUCGGAUUGGAACGUGUAAAAACUCAUUGUGCGAAAGAAUAUUCGACGGUGGAAUUAUUUUUGAAACAAAAAUAUUAUGCAUUAGCAUCAGUAUCAGCUUUAUUGAAAUACAUCGAAUUUAUUCAACAUAUCGUUUACGCACCAAAAUCGAUCAGAAUUGAGUUUCAAGGCUCACCCAAUACUACUAUUAUAGACAUAGAAAGUGCACAGAGUUUAGAAUUAGUUGUGUCUCAAUGUGGUCAACCAAAUGCUAGCCUCUUGAGUUCUAUGGAUCAUUGCGUUACACCAAUGGGUAGAAGACUUUUAAGAGCAUCUAUUUUACAACCUCUUUGUGAUGAGAAAAUGAUAAUAGAACGUCAAAGUAGCAUUACUGAGUUAGUGUCGAAUCGCUCAUUAUGCAAUCUCGUUCAGCCUUUUAUAAGAAGAUUAUAUGGCGCGGAUCGUCUUUUGAGUCUCUCUAUGAUGACUUCACAACACAAUACUGUACAAAAUGCAGAGAGAAAUUUAAAUUAUGUGCUUCUCUUAAAAAAUUCCCUUGAUAUUGUGCCAGAAUUGCGAGAAGCACUUGAAAGUGCUCGAGCUCUAUUUUUUACUAAAGUUCGAAAAAAUUUAGAGAAUUCACAAUUCGAAAUAAUGAAAAAUAAAAUUCUAGAAAUAAUACAUCCUGAUGCAAGAUCUCUAGUAGGAUAUACAUCAUCGAACAUGCAACGAUGUUUUGCUAUUAAACCAGGCAUUAGUGAUUUAUUGGAUAUUGCUCGACAAACAUAUUGCGAACUUAUAAGUGAUAUGAAAACUCUGGUGGAAAACUUAGCGAUACAAUAUAAAAUGAAUUUAUCACUGGAAUGCAACUCAUCUUUAGGAUUUUAUAUUUUAGCAGAAAUAUCUCGACAUUCGGAUUUCCGACCCUCCGAUUUAUCAUCGGAAUUCGUUCAAGUACAAAAAAAUAAAAACACCUAUUCUAUGACAACAAACAAAUUAUUAGUAUUAAGUCAUCAAUGUAAAAUUGCUUGCGAAGAUCUUCAUAUAAUGAGCAACACAAUUUUAAAUGAUUUGCUUGUAAACAUUCGCGAUCACAUCGGCUGUCUUUAUCAACUAAGUGCUGAUGUUGCAGAAUUAGAUUUAAUAAUCUCUUUAGCUCAUAUCAGUUCAUCUCCUGAAUAUGUACAACCAAUUUUUGGACCAAGAUUAGAACUUAUAGAUUCAUUACAUCCUAUAAUGGGAAUAUUCGGAACAGAACGACCUGUACCUAAUGACGUGAGAGCAUCGAUACCUUACAAUCAUCAUACCAUAAUUGGACCUAACAUGAGUGGUAAAUCAAUUUACUUGAAACAAAUAGUUUUAUUACAUAUUAUGGCACAGAUUGGUUGCUACGUUCCAGCAAGAAGAGCGGAAUUUAGAAUUACCGAUCGUAUAUUUUGUAGGAUAUGUUUUCGCGAUGACAUAGAAUGUAAUGCUUCCACAUUUGUUGUUGAGAUGAAAGAAGCCCAAUACAUUCUACAAUCAAUUACAUCUAAAUCAUUAGUUAUCUUAGAUGAGCUUUGUAGAGGUACCACCGUUGAAGAAGGUUCAUCUAUUACGUGGGCAAUAUGCGAAAAACUAUUAAUUACCACCGCGUUUACUUUCAGUGCGACGCAUUUUCGUUAUCUCACCAAAUUAGCUGAAAUAUAUUAUAAUGUUACGAAUCAUUGUUUCAAGACUGAAACUAAAUACAUAGAAGGUUUAGACGAAGCUCGAUUAAUAUAUACACAUAAAUUAAUGGUAGGUGUAACUCCUACAGAUAAUUAUGGUAUUGCAUUAGCCGAAGUAUCAGGUCUUCCAGUUUCUAUCACUACCAAAGCUCGAGAAUACGUAAAAAAAGAAGUUACAAUAAUAAAAAGAGAUGAUUAUUUUAUGGAACCAAAUUCAUGGGAGAAGACAUGUUAUGAUCGUGUUGCAGAAAUGUAUAAACUCAUAGAAAAUAACGAAUUCAAUCGUAAAACUAUCGUCGGUCUUAUACAUGAACUUGAUGUUUGUAACACAGACGAAUUUAAAAAAAUGCAACAAGAAGACAAAGAUUUGUGCAAAGCUUUGGAAACUUUUGAAUCAGUUCAAAUGUCUAAUUUAAAUUGGCACAAUAUAGAGCUCUCCCCUACAAAUCGAGAAAAUGAUAUAACAAUUUAUUUCGACGUUAAUACAAAUGUUAUGAUGAAAACAAAUCUGACAAAAGAUACAAAUAUAAUACAGAAUUCAAAUAAACAAUUUAGAGGUAUUACUGAUGAAAAUCAAAAAGAAAUAUUAGGAGAACAAUCUUGGUUCAGAAAAGAUAUUGACUUAAAUACAAUUAAACAAAAUCCGAGCUAUGUUACAUGUUCGACACAUACGUCUCCUUUUAAAAUAAAUGAAGCGGGUCGCAAGUUAACAACUUUGAUAAAUACAACUUCUAAACUAUUGUAUAAUUCGGAUGAAUCACCGAAAAACCAAACAGAUUCAAGCACUUCUAAAAGAAUAUCCUCCUCUUUACAAUUUGAAAAAUCGAAUAACGUCGAUAAGAAAAAUUCCUUAUCCAGUCAAACUAUAUCAACGAUGUCCCCAUUAAUUUCUUUCAGAUGUUCACAAGUUUCUCAACUUCAUAAAUAUUCUUUAAUGGAAUCAGAUUUUGAUCCUUCUUUGUCAAGAGCGUCUACCUUGACAGAUAUAGCAGAGAUUAAUACUUGUAAAGAACAAAUAAACAUUUUUAAGAAUACUGAAAGUAACAAAUUUGAAAAAUUAGAAUUUUCCUAAUAAAAUAAA
Molecule: messenger RNA, 3339 nt
Organism: Vespa mandarinia (Asian giant hornet)
Lineage: Eukaryota; Metazoa; Arthropoda; Insecta; Hymenoptera; Vespidae
Product: mutS protein homolog 4
Biological process (GO): mismatch repair; reciprocal meiotic recombination
Cellular component (GO): nucleus
Molecular function (GO): ATP binding; ATP-dependent DNA damage sensor activity; mismatched DNA binding
Source: RefSeq, a predicted model, not a curated record